This is a messenger RNA of Paramacrobiotus metropolitanus, 2432 nucleotides long. RefSeq lists its product as uncharacterized. The transcript is spliced from 13 exons. The record is from RefSeq and is a predicted model, not a curated record. NCBI's taxonomy places the organism in Eukaryota, Metazoa, Tardigrada, Eutardigrada, Parachela, Macrobiotidae. Gene Ontology annotation, biological process: protein modification by small protein removal. Bases 502 to 1986 code for a protein of 494 amino acids. Gene Ontology annotation, molecular function: peptidase activity.
AGUGUUGAAUAAAGUGAGCUGCAUGACUUUUCAUUUUUGGUGCCUUGUCAUCUUAGAAAAACUCUAACAGAAACAGCUGUUGUAAUUUUUUGAUUCUCUUGAGUCUUGCAGUCUUGCUGGAUUUCUUGCGCCGGAGCCAUCCGGAACUUCCAUGCACUGAUCUCCUUUUACUUAUUAUUAUUUUAAAAUUGUUUGAUGUUUUCCUUCUAAGUAGUGUUAGUUAUUACUGGUAUGAGCAGUUCGGUUGCGUGAAUUCUUGAUUUGAGACUGUCGUAACUCCUGUAAGGAUAAUACGGGGUUACGUUACCCUGGCGCUGCGUGUUUUAACUCGAAGACGACGAAGAGUGUGUGGCUGUAUGUAAAGAUCCUUUGGGGAAUUCUGCAACGACAUCAGAAGUUACAGUCUGAGCCAAACGCUUAUGAACUGGAUCGCGACGCAGUUAAUACUCAUUUCUGGGGAUUUUGACUGACCGAAUUUUUUCGUCUCCCCGGAUUUCUAUAAUGGACGAAUCACCUGUGAAAAUCCAUAUUUAUGAUCUAUCCAAAGGACUGGCCAGGAUGUUUUCGCAGAUGUAUUUAGGCAAACAUUUGGAAGGCGUGUGGCAUACAGGUAUUGUGGUAUACGGAAAGGAAUACUUCUACGGAUCAAUGGGAAUCGAAAGCUGUCCCCCGGGUACCACUGUCUUGGGACCACCUGACACAAUUGUGGAUCUUGGAACUACUGCGUUGCCGUAUGAAAUCUUCAUGGACUGGUUGAAUGGCGCGGCUAUGACAACUUUCAAAGGAAGCCGGUACCAUUUGUUCGACCAUAACUGCAACACUUUCUCCAGUGAGCUGGCACAGUUUCUAACCGGAAAACGCCUCCCAUCUUAUGUUACCGAUUUGACUGCCGAUGUUGUCUCCACGCCUCUAGGGCAACAGAUUCGAGCGAUGUUGGAGUCGGUACAGAAUUCCGCCACUGCUACACCAGUUGGACCAGAUCCUUCACGGGAAUUUGUAUCGUCGCGUACACCUGUUUUCGAUCCCGAAGAGGAAGAACUGAUAGCAGCCGCGCAGGCGGCAGUCAGUGCUCCGCUGCCCCGGGCGACGCCGCGACUGCGUGAUCCCAAUGACAGCGAAGAUGAUCUCGAUGAUCUGCCGACCUCCGCUGUCAGCAAUCUGGAGACGAAGAAACCGAUAACCUGUAACGAUGUCGAUGUCACAGAAGCUUACGGACAGCUGCAAACCAUUCUUCACGGUAAAAUUUCAGUUGAUGACAUGGAAAUUCUGGAUGAAAUUUUUGAGUAUGCCACUGCGAGCGACGAGGCGGCUUUGCUGCUGUCCAUUUCAAAGAGCCACUUCACGUUUUUGAAUGAUAUACUGCUGAGCGAAGACCUGAAAGUCACUACAAAACUGCCGGCUGUCAGGCUUCUGCAGAGUUUAACCAGAACCUCCAGCGCGGUCAAUGUACUGCGCUUUUGUCCCGAACAUCCGGUCAUGGAGUAUCUGCUGUUUUUGGGGAAACAGAGAAAUCCAGAUAAUAUGGAGCUAGUGGAAGCACUAAAAAUGGUGUGUAAUGCCUGCAGCACGGCUUCCGGCUUCAGCUGGAUGACGGACGAGACCGAAUGGGCCGAGGACGAGGAUGCCGGGCACAGCACGUCCAACCUGCUGGCCACUGUCCAGUUCUGCGCGUGGUGCCUGUCGAAAGCGCACAAGGACGUCCAGGCCACGGCCCUCGCUCUCGCUUACAACCUCUCGAUUCCCGAUAUCCCCGAGCAGCCUGCUGCGAUUGUUUACGCAUCCCUGCUGAAGUUCAUAUCACAGCCGGCUAACUGCGCUGAUGCGGCGCUGAUGAGCACGCUGAUCGGCACGUUGAACAACUUCACCGACGCCAAUAGCGUGUUUGCCGAUCGACUGAAGACCUCCGGCAUCGACUGGGACGGCCUGCAGUCCAAGCAUCCCAAGUUGAAGGAACCCAUUAAGGCGCUUCUGCAGAAAGCGCACUAAUUGUCCGCAAUGGGCCAAUGGCACAGUGUGUGAACGCGCGGCUUUUAAUGGGUUUUUAUCAUAACUUUACUGCGGCUUCCGCCGCUCUCCUUCUCUCUCGGGAACGAUGAUGGAUUAGGUAACAAUAAAACUGACGCAUAAAAAAUGACCGGGCCAUCUGGAGCCGUUCGCAGUUUGCACUCGCCGACCGUGGCUCACAUCGACAGAUUCGUCGUUUUGGUGAUUGAUGCAGCAGCAAUUCUGGUUGCGCGUAAUUUCCUUCCAAUUGCAGUGUUUCUGUUAAUCGGCUACAGAGCACACGCUAUUAAGGAAAUGCUGAAAAUCCCUUUCUCACUUAGAUUGGCAGAUUUUGUUGAUAAGUUUGUUUAGUAGAUCACACUUCUUCAGCAGAAAUAAACACACAUAUUACGCCUGCUAAUCAAACGAUGCAAGAUUUUUGACACAGU